CCCAGGGGUCUCUAUCUCGCCUCCAUUUUCUACAAGGAUGACAAUAUUCUGGUGACCCCCGAAGACCAGAUCCCGGUGGUGGAGAUUGAUGACACCUAUUCCUGCUUGCUUAUGCAGGAUUUCCUCUGGUUCACCAAGGUGUCAUGCAUGUGGGAUGAAAUCAUGUGGCUGCGACAGUGCGUUUCCGUCUCCCAGUCUUCCUGUUCAUGCGUUCUCCAAACGCGCUUCAAGAUGCUGCUGGCCAUCUCACAGAUGCAGGGUCUGCUAGGAAUCCAAGACCUGGGUCAGGUGUUCUUCGAACCCAUCAAAGACAAGCAGGGGAACAUUUUGGUGGUCACCCUAAAAGAAGUGAAGACCACCCAGACUUUUGAGAGCGUUCGCUGGGUCCCUCUCUCGAAGCUGCAGACCACUCGCAAGUCAAUUUCUUCCCCCGAAGAACCUACAGCUCUGGAUGUCCUUCUCAUGACCAUGCAGGAGAAAUUAGCUUACCAUCAGAACAGCAGCCAAGCACUUCACCCUGGACUUUAUCUGGGUUACCUGAAGCUCUGCAGCGCAGUUGACCAGAUCCGAGUACUGGUGCCUGAACAAUUACCCAACAUCUUAUGUCAUGUGAAAAUACGGAGCAAUCCCAACAUAUCUCGAGAGGAAUGGGAAUGGCUGCAGAUCCUGGCUAGCAUGGAAGACCCCGUUCCCUCGGAGCAAGAACUGGAAACUUCUCAGCAGCUUUUUCUGCAGGAGCUCCAAGGGGCCAUCAGAGAGUUGAUGCAACUGGUCAACAUCCCACUUCACGAG
Molecule: messenger RNA, 792 nt
Organism: Protobothrops mucrosquamatus (brown spotted pit viper)
Lineage: Eukaryota; Metazoa; Chordata; Lepidosauria; Squamata; Viperidae
Product: ankyrin repeat and fibronectin type-III domain-containing protein 1-like
Exons: 5
Biological process (GO): establishment of mitotic spindle orientation; regulation of establishment of bipolar cell polarity
Cellular component (GO): spindle
Source: RefSeq, a predicted model, not a curated record